Molecule: messenger RNA, 1547 nt
Organism: Vigna radiata var. radiata (mung bean)
Lineage: Eukaryota; Viridiplantae; Streptophyta; Magnoliopsida; Fabales; Fabaceae
Product: thioredoxin-like 4, chloroplastic
Exons: 4
Coding region: 778-1416 (212 amino acids)
Cellular component (GO): chloroplast
Source: RefSeq, a predicted model, not a curated record
UGAGUGGAUAUGGGGAGUGCGUGUCUUCUCCUGACUCGUGGUUUGAUGUGCAGAGAGAAAUAUGGCAAAAGCGCGCUUUUGGUUUCCAACUGUUUUCUGGUAAUUCACACUCUCUCUUUCCUUCGUCUCUUCUCUUAUCCAUUGAACAAAAUCAAAUCUCACCCUUCUUCUCUCAUUUUCCCAUGCUCUUUGUUUCUGAUUCCUUUUCAGUGCUUCAUACCAUUUGUUUCUUUCCUUUGCCUGAAUUUAUGCUUCCUUUAUUUCGUUUAUUCUGAAUUCAACCUUCAAAAUUAGAAUUAGAGUGAAUACUUAGUUAACCUCGCUAGCAGGGUAAAAGAAAAUGCUUGAAUUGCAUUCAAUGCAGGGCUGAGUGGAUGUGCAAUGUCUUGGGGAUUUGAUUUCUGAUUGCUGCUCCUUCAGGACUCUGUCUGGCUACCAGUUUGAAAUCCUUAUACUAUCGUGGCUAUGUCUAAUCUUUGUCUUUUUAUAUAAACAUCAAUGUCUAUUGUAUCACAACCAUUUAUAAUCAUUUUCCAUUUCCCAAAUAUAGUCCACAUUUUAGAGAUUUUUUCUUUUUUCUGUGACCGCUAUCCCUUGGGAAAGUCAUUUUCCUUAUUGCUCAUUUUAUCCUUUCACUUGAUGACGCUUCUUAUGAUAUUGGAAUCAAUUGAAACUCAGCAACCUUUUGUAUGAGGCAUCACUGCUAGCGGCCAACUUAUCAAAAUAUUCUAUUCCAAAAUCUUGAUUACGAGCAGUGUCAGUUUUUGAAUACGAAAUAUGCCGCAGGUUGUCAUUCCCGGACAGAUUAGCAAGUCCUUUGCGAGUGUUAGAGUAGAGAUACAAAAAUCAGUUAAGUGUAGAAUUUCCCAUGUAGUUUUCAGCGUAGUUGCUAGGGACAGGCAUAGCAAACUAUGUCUUGAUCAGACAAAAGUUGAACCUCUAGCGAAAAUCAGGCACACAUCAUUGUCUAGUAGGAUAAGAGUUGCUGAUGAAUAUCAAGAAGGGUUAUCUGAUGAAGAUGAAGAUCUCUGUCCCGUUGAAUGUGUAAGAGAAUUCACCACUGAUGAAGAGUUCAGCAAAAUUCUGGAAAAGUCUAAAGAAACUGGAUCUUUGGUUGUGGUAGAUUUCUUCCGCACCUCUUGUGGAAGCUGCAAGUAUAUAGAGCAGGGUUUUGCAAAGUUGUGCAAGAAAUCUGGCGAUAAUGAAGCUCCGGUAAUCUUUCUAAAGCAUAAUGUAAUGGACGAGUACGAUGAGGAGUCCGAGGUUGCUGAUCGACUUAGAAUCAGGGCCGUGCCUCUUUUCCACUUCUACAAAGAUGGCGUGCUGUUGGAAGCAUUUCCAACCAGGGACAAAGAAAGGAUUGUUGCAGCCAUUCUCAAGUACUCAUCUCUUAAAGCUGAAGAUAUCUUAGGUUAACUUCGUAUGGGAUGGGGUCAUUGUCCCUGGGAUGGUUGUGCACUGUUGGGAAAUUAAUCAAUUUUUUGUAAGUGACAAUGUUUGUUAAACAGCAUGCUGCAUACUUACCAAAACACUUCAGUCCUUUCCUA